Candida tropicalis MYA-3404 is the source of this 1320-nucleotide messenger RNA. RefSeq names its product putative alanine--tRNA ligase. Gene Ontology annotation, biological process: regulation of translational fidelity; alanyl-tRNA aminoacylation. Gene Ontology annotation, molecular function: Ser-tRNA(Ala) deacylase activity; nucleic acid binding; alanine-tRNA ligase activity. NCBI's taxonomy places the organism in Eukaryota, Fungi, Ascomycota, Pichiomycetes, Serinales, Debaryomycetaceae. Bases 1 to 1320 code for a protein of 439 amino acids. The record is from RefSeq and is a predicted model, not a curated record. The transcript has a single exon.
AUGACAACAGCGAGUACAACAGCAAUAGUUGGUGCAUUAUCUUGUCAAAAGAAUUCAUUCUUGAAAACAUUCAAUACCAAAGUUGUUUCCAGUUAUGAAUUUAUUCCGCCUUUAACCUCCAAAGAUAAGCAAAAUAAAAAGUCCAAAUCAAAUAAAACAAAAGAAUUUGGUGUCGAGUUCCAGGACACUAUUUUGUUUCCUGAAGGUGGUGGUCAACCUUAUGACAAGGGAACCAUUACAAUUUUACCUGAAAAUAAAGUUAUUGAAGUUAAAUCAGUUUUGAGAGAUAAAUUAAAAGCUGUUCAUUUAGUUGAUGAAAUGAUUGAACCAGGUACUGAAGUUACUUUAAAUGUUGAUUGGGCUCGUAGAAUUGAUAUUAUGCAACAGCAUACUGGACAACAUUUGUUAUCUGCGGUGUUUGAUACAUUUGGUUUAGAAACUUUGAGUUGGUCUAUGGGUGAAGAAAUCAAUUAUAUUGAGUUACCAGAGAAAAUCAACGAUGAAUUACUUGGUGAGGUUCAAGAAAGAGUGAACCAAUUAAUUGUUGAAGGAAUUAAGAUCACCGUUGUCACUCCAGAUCAACAUGGUCAUGAAGUGGACGUUUCUCAUUUACCAGAUGAUUAUGAUUUGAGUAAGGGGAUAAUUAGAAUUGUUAAAAUUGGAGAAUUGGAUGCCAAUCCAUGUUGUGGUACUCAUUUAACAUCCACUUCUCAAAUUCAGUCCAUAGCUUUGUUACAUCAAGCUCCAAUUAGAGGUGGCCAUUCAAGAUUGUUUUUCACUUGUGGUGCUCGAGUUGCCAAUGUUUUACGUAAAGAACAUGAAAUUUUAAGAAAUGUUGCAACAAACCAAUUAUCAUGUGCUAUUGAAGCUGUUGGUGAGAAAGUUGAAUUAUUGAAUUUAAACACAAGGAAAUCCAACUCAACUAUAAAUGCAUUAUUGAAGGAAUUAGCAGGAUUGGAAGCUAGUAAGAUAUAUCAAAACUUCAAGGACGGUAAGAAAGUUGCCUAUGUUUAUCGUACCGAUCUUCCUGAUUAUUUAACAGCAGUUAACAAGGAAUUGUUAAACUUGAUAAAUGGUGACGAUUCAUCUGUGGAUUUGAGUAAAAAUCAAACUCUUGUUUUACUACACGGGGCUCCUUCAAAUGGCGGCAGCAUUAAGAUCACUGGACCUGAAGCAUCAUCAAUUCAAACAGAAUUGAAGCUGAAACUAACCAACUUAAAAGGUGGUGGAAAGGGUACAUCCUUCCAAGGAAAGAUUACCAAAUUUGAAAAAGGAGAAUUAGAAUCAGUUUUAAAGUAUUUAGAUUCAAUAUGUACAUGA